AUGAAAGGAAAUACCAUAAAUACGAUUGUUUUGUCACUGGUGACUGCACAGGCGCUGUAUCUUCAGGAAUAUUCGACGAUUCCACAGGUAGUAGGAAUAGAUGUGGAGAGAAAUCGGCAUAUUUCGGACCCAGUAUUCCAAGAUCGGUUACGGAGGAGGGGUGCUGUGCAAGGGAAUUUGGACAAUAAGGAAACUCUCUACUUUUUUAAUGUGACCAUCGGAAAUCCGCCGCAAAGCGUAAGGUUACAUUUAGAUACUGGUAGCAGCGAUUUAUGGGUCAACACUCCAAGCUCGCAAAUUUGUUCCGGCUUAGCAAAACCUUGCCGGGUUGGAGGAAGUUACGAGGCCAACUCUUCUACAACUUACAAGUAUAUCGCCAGCGAUUUUAAUAUUUCGUAUGUUGAUGGGUCUGGGGCACAAGGGGACUAUGUGUCGGAUAUGGUUGCCAUUGGGAAAACGACGCUAAAAAACUUUCAGUUUGGGAUAGGAUACAAAAGCUCUUCCCCCCAAGGCAUACUAGGUAUCGGAUACGCAAUAAAUGAAGUGCAGGUCGGCAGAGCGAAAAAGAGACCAUACGAAAAUUUGCCGAUGCGAAUGGUGAGCGAUGGUCUUAUAAAUUCCAACGCUUACAGUCUCUAUCUCAACGAUCUUGAUGCCAGUACGGGCAAUAUCCUCUUUGGUGGGGUAGAUACGGCUAAAUAUGUCGGACCACUUCAUACGUUACCUGUUCAGAAAACAGGUAAAGUGUUCUCGGAGUUUCUCAUUACCAUGACCAGCCUAUCAAUUGGGGAAACUCCUAUUGCAAAAAACCAAGCUCAUGCCGUGCUUCUCGAUUCAGGCUCUUCGCUAACCUAUCUACCAAAUGAAAUGGUUCAGCUAAUUUAUAAAAGGCUGGGUGCCAAAUAUGAUCCUCGGAAGGGUUCAGCUUACGUCCCCUGCGAACUUGCUCGAAGUAAGGAAAAGCUAGAAUUUACUUUUUCUAAGCCAGUAAUUACAGUAGAUAUGAGUGAGCUAGUGAUUCCUCUCUUUGGUAGCAAUGGGCUACCAAUCUCAUUUGCUGAUCGCUCGCCCGUUUGCUUAUUUGGUAUUGCGCCAGCUGACAGUGGUACUAGCGUCCUAGGCGAUACUUUCAUACGUUCAGCAUAUCUAGUAUAUGAUCUUGACAAUAACGAGAUUUCCAUAGCUCAGACUAACUUUAAUGCUACUGCCUCAAGAAUUAUCGAAAUCGGUAAAGGUUCUAAGCCGGUACCAGAUGCUCAAGUUGUCUUAGACGACGUCUCGGCUGUUACUGGAAUCAGGAUUGAUACUACCAGGACAGGUCAUGGCAACCACGUUGUAGUUGUGUCUAAAAUUUACAGCCUUACUGUACCCAUCUUGAUUAUCGGGAUGGUGAUGACCUGGGCAGCUAUAUAA
Messenger RNA from Blumeria graminis f. sp. triticale, 1413 nucleotides. NCBI's taxonomy places the organism in Eukaryota, Fungi, Ascomycota, Leotiomycetes, Helotiales, Erysiphaceae. The record is from the annotation of a GenBank genome assembly.